CAGCAAAUUUAACGCUCCUACAAAAAACUCUAUUUGGCGUCCUAACCCGUCCUGUAAAUACAACUCCAUUCUUGAUUGCGGGACACACACUUCCAGCAGUGGAACAGAUAUGAUUGCCUGGGUGGAAUGUUCAGGUGAUAGAACAAUGAGCCUGACCAAUGGAUGUUGGGGGUAACGUCAACAUUAGUGUGGAAGGUGUCUAUGGAGGGGUGUGCGCAGACUCCUGGACUGAGGAAAAGUCUGAGAAACUCUGUCAAGAAUGGGGGUGUGGAAGAGAUGUCCCACGUGCGACCAAACCGAAGAGAGACUUUGAAGUGAAGUUCAAAAGUGUGCACAUGGUAGAAGAGGACGGCAGUCUGUCAAAGUGCAGCUAUGUGAAAAAUGAUGGCAGUUGUGACCCAGCAUAUGUUGUGUGCUCAGGCAGUCUCAAGCCACGACUGAAAUCAAGCGACUACUGUUCUGGAAAAGUGGAAGUGAAUUAUGAAAACCAGUGGCGUCCAGUUUGCGGAGGUGCUCUUAAAGACCCCAAUACACAAAACCUCUUUUGUAGGACGCUGGGCUGUGGUGAGGCUGCUCGUUCUACUGACUACGAAAGAAGCAAUAGUAUGGCCAUCUCAGCCAUGACGUGUAAAAACCUGACACAGCACAAUGACUUAAAAGAAUGUAAGGCCUCACUUGAACAGAAGGCCUGCACUUCCACCAGUCUUCAGUGCUCCAAUUCGAAGAAGAUGGCACUGGCGGCAGGUAAUGCCUGUAGCGGUUUUGUGGUUGUUCACUCGGAGGGGAAACAGGCCCAGGUCUCCUAUCAAGGAUGGUCAAAACUAGAAGGUGAAAAGCUUUGCAAAGACCUGGACUGUGGACGUUUGGUAAAAGUCGGCCCUAAUGACACAAUUGCAGGGAGUGAGUUCUGGAGCAAUACCUUCAACUGCACAGGCGUGGAGGAUGAGGAAAACAUCUGGGCUUGUGAAAAGCCAGUGCCACCCAGUAAGAAGGAGCUGCUCUACAUUGAAUGUAAAGGUGAGCCCACAGUCCAGCUGAAAAAAAAAUGUCAUGGUAGCCUAACAAUCGAUGGGAUGGAAGUCUGUGACACUUCCUGGGACACCACAUAUUCAGCCAAAGUUUGUCAGCAACUGAAAUACAGCAAUGCCAUACCUGGUAAAGCCAACAAUUCACCGGCUAUUGGAGGAAAAAACUAUCUCCACGUCCACUGUGAGGAACAUCAUCACAAAAUAGGCCAGUGUAACAGAUUCAAGGAACCAUGUUCAGGACGCCUGGUGUCUGUUUACUGUACUAAAAAUGUUAGCUUUACAACCGCAGAAAGAUGUGGUGGACAAAUUGAAGUCCGCUAUGACACAGAAUAUGGGGGUAAAGUGUGUUAUGAUGAAGAAUUGACCCUGGAAUAUAAAGAACGCUUUUGUGAACAGCUUAAAGGUUGUGGAAAACCAAUAGAUACGCCAAAGGAAACCAAGACAGAGCCCUUCCCUAAGGACAUUAGUGAGUGGACAACAGUACUGAGUUGCCCUGCCGGACAGAAAGACUUUCGAUAUUGCCUCUCCAGAGAGUCUUGCUCUGAUAAAACACCAGCAAAGAUCUACUGUGACGGUUACAAGCCCCGGGUUAUUAUCAAAAAGGAGCCCUUUAAAGUAAAUGUACUUGCUAUUGUCCUGGGACUGGGACUGUUUCUGAUCCUGGCGAUAGUCAUCUUCAUAUUUGUGCGAGUGUACAUCAUCAGGAAAAGUUUCAAGACCUUCCCGCCGGGAUUUCCACUGAGACAUGAUGUAGAGCGUGACAGUGGUGAGUUUGAGGAGUUACACAGCAAAGAAAUGGAGAACACGGGAAGUGGUGGAAUCAGAUCAGAGUCUGAGGUUCUUACAGAGAACGAUAAAAGGAGCCUUUCUUCAUAUGAUGAUAUUGAUAAAGUCUCUGAGCUUGAGCCCCUGACCUCCCGACCCUCGACCACUGAAGACCCACAUGACAGCGGCGUCCAAGACAACAAGCUUGAGCAAAUUACAAAAGAAGAUGGGGAGACCUAUGAGGUAGACGACCCCCAGGAGAAUUAUGAUGACAUCGAGGCUGAUCUUGAACCCACACAGACUACAGCUGAAGUCCAUGACAGCCCCAGAAAUGCACCUGAAUGCAGCACAAACACACCUCCAGACCUGGUGCUGGGCGAUGAUGGCUACCUAGUGCCAGGUCAAGAUGAGUGAGCUGAAGUAGGUUCUAAAAUCAGGCCUGUAAUCAGUUAGUCAUCUAGUCUGCUGCACUGGAUUUACCAAAAUGCAAAACCCUGGUACGACAAAUAAAUUAAUGAAAAUUCCAAAUGUUUAACGUUACAUUUACAUUUGCUAAGAUGGCAUAAAUCAGGGGUGUCCAAUCCUGGUCCUCAAGGGCCGGUAUCCUGCAUGUUUUAGAUGUAUCCCUCUUCUAACACACCUGAUUCAUAUGAUAAGCCGAUCAUCAAGCUCUGCAGAAGCCUGACAACGACUGUCAGGUGUGCUGGAAGAGGGAUACAUCUAAAACAUGCAGGAAAGCGGCCCUCGAGGAUCAGGAUUGGACACCCCUGGCAUAAACAAACAUAAAUAAUGAACACAUAUGCACUGAUUAAUCAAUAAAUAUCAAGAUUAAUCAGUGCAUAUGUGCAUAAUUCUUUAGGUUUAACAGUGAUAUGUAAAUAAUUAAAAUAGGAAAAAUACUGUGAUCAGUUUGUCUCCUUUUGGAACAUAUCAUAUGUAUUACAUGCAUAACAUUGUAUUUCCACAGUUAUUACACUUACUGCCUUUUUCCAGUUCUUAUGUGAGCAGGAUAUCACUCUAAUGUCUGUGAUCCAGCAGGGGGUUAAUUUAGCUCAGCACUGAAGGGUGAUAUUGGAGACAUGCUAACAUGCUCCAGGUCAGAAAAUGGUCGAUACAAUGGAUACAACACAGAGACUGAAGUUUUAAAUCAUAGGACAGGGGUGUCAAACUCAUUUUAGUGGAGGGGCCAUAUAUAGCCUAUUUUGAUCUCAAGUGGUCUCAUAAAAUAAUAGUAUAAUAACCUAUAAAUAAUGACAACUCCAAAUAUUUUGUCUUUGCUUUUAGUGCAAAAAAGGGACAAUUCUAUUCUGAAAAUAUUUAAUAAUUAUCCUCUCACAAAAAAUGUG
This is a messenger RNA of Sphaeramia orbicularis (orbiculate cardinalfish), 3139 nucleotides long. Its product is annotated as scavenger receptor cysteine-rich type 1 protein M160-like. Lineage: Eukaryota; Metazoa; Chordata; Actinopteri; Kurtiformes; Apogonidae. The transcript is spliced from 11 exons. Bases 159 to 2207 code for a protein of 682 amino acids. Gene Ontology annotation, molecular function: serine-type endopeptidase activity. Gene Ontology annotation, cellular component: plasma membrane. Gene Ontology annotation, biological process: zymogen activation. The record is from RefSeq and is a predicted model, not a curated record.